Messenger RNA from Anneissia japonica, 1178 nucleotides. RefSeq lists its product as uncharacterized. The record is from RefSeq and is a predicted model, not a curated record. NCBI's taxonomy places the organism in Eukaryota, Metazoa, Echinodermata, Crinoidea, Comatulida, Comatulidae. The coding region runs from base 310 to 729 and encodes 139 amino acids. The transcript has 2 exons.
GAGAACCCUCCGGUUGAUGACAAUUCUGAGCUGGCAAAUCUUGUCCGCAUCUAUCAAUACAAGAAAACUGUUCUAGACUGCAGUUAUAGCAACAGUGUCACAAAGGAGGUGUUUGAUAAGCAAUGGAAGGAACUCACAGCAAUUUUUACAGGUGUUGGAGUUCCUGUUGAAGACAUUGAGAAUUACCGCGACCCUUGGCAUUACAAGGAUGGAGCUUUGGAAGAAAUAGGUAUUGGGCACACUGUCAUUGAAGAAAUCAAGAAUUUCCAGGCUGUGUUAUCGGCUGUUGUUGAUGUUGGAACUGCAACCAUGAGAAAUUACAUAUUGGAGGUUAACAAGAUUAACAAGAACGAUGUAGGAAAUUAUCUACUGUCCGAGAAGAGUAAAGGUAGUUUUAAAAAUGUAUGGAAAAAUAUCAGUAAAGAGCAGAAGUCAAAAAUGUUCACAGCAUCUGCUGACAUUGAUACAUUUGAUAUCUCCAUCAUGUAUUUAAUCAUUCGUAACUGCUCCAAUGGCAUUCCAGAGUCUUUUUGGAAAAACCCUCAUAGACUGACUAACUUGGUGGACAUCCACAACUACAGGAACACAAAGCUGGCACAUUCCCCCGACAGUAGAAUGUCAACUAAAGAAUUUGAAAUUGAAUGGAAGAAAGUGAGAUCGAUGUUGCAUGCUGCAGGUGCUUCUUUGACUGACAUUGACAAAUAUAAGGCACUAAGAUUCAUCAACUAAAUGCAUAAUUCUACCUAUGUAUUUAAAUGUUGCUUGGAAAUAUGAAUUCUUGUAUGUUCAUUAAAUUUCUGAUAACUCGCAUGAAAUGUGAACAUUUUAGCACUGGACAAAAUUUCUGAUUUUGAACUUGAUGGGUUUAAGAGCAUUACAUUUUGGUGACUAGGGAUUUAAUAUAUCAAAUAUACAUAAUAUUGUUUAAAUUACUUAAAACUGUAAAUGUAUUUUUUAACUUUUUUGUUUUAAUAUGAACUGUUGUAUCAGCAGCACUUAAUGCUGAUGCUGUUUAAUUUUAAUAAUAUUGGUACUCUUAUAUUGCGCAUAUUGUUAAGCAUUCUAUGGGCUUCCCAUUAUCAUUUAAUACCCCGGCCAUUGGAUGAAACGCCUAUGGAACAAGCUUCCUAGGUGAGUAUUCCAUUGUUGUAGCAGCAACAUCAGUGUAUUUGGCAUUU